Messenger RNA from Caenorhabditis sp. 36 PRJEB53466, 1679 nucleotides. NCBI's taxonomy places the organism in Eukaryota, Metazoa, Nematoda, Chromadorea, Rhabditida, Rhabditidae. The record is from the annotation of a GenBank genome assembly.
AUGGGUGCUUUACUAGCAGCUCCAGCAUGCGCAGCCUCGGUGAGUCUCGUUCCUCCUUCAGAAUGUAUCGAAUGAUCAAUUUUCAGAUGGCAUGCUGCUUCGGAAGCGCCGCGUGCUCCCUGUGCUGCAAUGUCUGCCCCACUACUAAAAGCUCGACGACAACUCGGAUCAUGUACGCGUUAAUGCUCUUCGUGAGCACGUUCGUCUCAUGUAUAAUGCUGCUGCCAGGAAUUCAGAACAAAUUAGCAGAGGUCAGUCACUGCAGCUGAAACUUAUACGAUUCCCGGAGUGUUUUUAGAACAAAUGGUUUUGUGAAGGCUUGAACGAGUAUGCAGGCAUAAGUUGUGCACACGCCACUGGCUUCCAAGCAGUUUACCGUGUCUGUGCUGCCACCGCCUCAUUCUUCUUGCUCUUUAUGCUCAUUAUGAUCGGGGUAAAGGACUCGAAAGACGGUCGUUCUUCGAUUCAAAAUGGCUUCUGGGCGUUCAAAUACCUGCUCCUCAUCGGUCUUUGCGUCGGAUUCUUCUUCAUUCGCAGUGAGAGCCUUGCCACUCGUAAGUGUCCAAUCUUUAAAGCAAUCACUGUCAGCACAAAUUAUAUUUCAGCGCUCAUGUAUCUUGGAUUAAUUGGCGGAUUCCUGUUCAUCCUUAUCCAGCUCAUUCUGAUCGUGGAUUUCGCUCACGGAGUUGCAGAUUCUUGGGUGGCAGCUUACGAAGAGGACGACUCUCGUUACUGUUAUGCCGGUCUGCUCGGAAUCACCUUUGGAGGAUACGCCCUUUCCGUCGUUGCCGUCAUCCUGAUGAUUGUCUUCUACACUACCGGAGAAGGAUGCGGACUUCCUCGCUUCUUCAUAAUUUUCAACACCUUGCUCUGCAUCGGUCUCACUGCUAUUUCGCUAUCGCCUGCUGUUCAGGAGCGGUCUCCUCGUUCCGGACUUAUUCAGUCGGUCAUGAUCACUGGAUACGUCGUUUAUCUGACAUGGGCCGCCCUGAUCAACAACCCAGAUAAGCAGUGUAAUCCUUCGCUCAUCAGCAUCUUCACUGGAAACAGCACUGAUCCAUCGCACAAAGGAGGAGAACACUACGGAAUUCCGUUGCCGGCCCAAUCAAUCGUCUCGCUGUUCCUCUGGUUCGCCUGCCUUCUUUACGCUUCGAUUCGCAACUCAUCGAACACUUCGCUGGGCAGAAUCACCGGAGGAGGAGAAUCCUCCAAUGAGGCUAUUCAACUAAGUUCGUCUAUGAAUGGUGGUUCGUGCAUGAUCAUUUCCUUCCCGUUCUGUUAUUGUCCAGUUUUCCAUUUGUCUUUUGUCGUUUGUCCUUCUUCAGUAUUUAAUUCCAACAAAAUUUUUGCUAUUUUCAGCUGAUGACACCGAGUCGCAGAGUUCCCGUCGCGUCUAUGACAACGAGGAGGAUGGUGUCGCUUACUCGUACAGCUUCUUCCACUUCAUGUUCGCCCUUGCUUCUCUCUACGUAAUGAUGACUCUGACUUCGUGGUAUAAGUGAGUAUUUAUCUUCGUAUUAAUUUUCCAAAUGUGAAAUUUCAGGCCUGACAAUGAUCUGUCUCAUCUGAACUCGAACAUGGCGUCGGUUUGGGUGAAGAUCGUGUCCUCGUGGAUCUGUGUCGCACUUUACUGCUGGACCCUGAUAGCUCCACUCGUGUUCCCAGACAGAGAGUUCUAA